AUGACCACCGCGAACGGUGCCCGGGGUGCCCCCUGCAGUGCGACCUCAUUGCUCUUCGUGCAGCGGAUCCGGAGCCCGUCAGGGGCCCUGAGGAAGCGUCAUGGCAGCACGGGGAACAGUGAAGCCGUAGGCGAGCGGGAGGACAUCGUUACCCAGCCCUGGUCGGGGAAGCAGCAGCGUGGCCAGCGAAAUAGCAAUACUAGCAGCAGCAGCAGCAGCCUUCCCAGUAGCUCUAGUAGCACCAGCAUUACUAGCAACAGCAACACUACUGGUGGCGGCAGCAGCAUUACUAGCAGCACUAGCAGCAGCAUUAAUACUAGCAGCAGCAUUGUUACUAGCAGCAUUGUUACUAGUGGCAGCAUUAUUACUAGCAGCACUACUAGCAGCAGCAUUUUUGCUAGCAGCAUUAUUACUAGCAGCAUUAUUACUAGAAGCAUUAUUACUAGCAGCAUUGUUGUUAGUGGCAGCACUAUUACUAGCAGCAUCAGCAUUGCUAGCAGCAGCAUUAUUACUAGCAGCAGCAUUGCUAGCAACAGCAGCAUUAUAACUCACAGCAGCAUCAUGACUAGCAGCAGCAUUGCUAGCAGCAGCAUUAUUGCUAGCAGCAACAUAACAAGCAGCAGCAUUGUUACUAGCAGCAUUGUUGCUAGUGGCAGCAUUAUUACUAGAAGCAUUAUUACUAGCAGCAUUGUUGUUAGUGGCAGCACUAUUACUAACAGCAUCAGCAUUGCUAGCAGCAGCAUUAUUACUAGCAGCAGCAUUGCUAGCAACAGCAGCAUUAUAACUCACAGCAGCAUCAUGACUAGCAGCAGCAUUGCUAGCAGCAGCAUUAUUGCUAACAGCAGCAUUACAAGCAGCAGCAUUGUUACUAGCAGCAUUGUUGUUAGUAGCAGCACUAUUACUAGCAGCAUUGUUGUUAGUGGCAGCACUAUUACUAGCAGCAUCAGCAUUGCUAGCAGCAGCAUUAUUACUAGCAGCAGCAUUGCUAGCAGCAGCAUUAUAACGCAGAGCAGCAGCAUUAUUACCAGGAGCAUUAUUACCAAGCAGCAGCAUUAUUACUAA
This is a messenger RNA of Sorex araneus (European shrew), 1062 nucleotides long. RefSeq lists its product as uncharacterized. NCBI's taxonomy places the organism in Eukaryota, Metazoa, Chordata, Mammalia, Eulipotyphla, Soricidae. The coding region runs from base 1 to 1062 and encodes 353 amino acids. The record is from RefSeq and is a predicted model, not a curated record. The transcript is spliced from 3 exons.